AUCAGCCAUGACCUUCACCAGCAGCGGCGAUGGCCAGAGUGGUUCCAUGAGGGCGCACUUUGUGCUGGUACCGAUGUUGGCGCAGGGGCACACAAUCCCCAUGACCGACAUGGCGCGCCUGCUGGCAGAGCACGGCGCUCAGGUUAGCUUCAUCACCACACCAGUGAACGCCGCCAGGUUGGCAGGCUUUGCAGCCGAUGUGGAGGCGGCAGGCCUGGCAGUUCGGCUCGUGGAGCUCUAUUUCCCGAGCACCGAAUUCGGCCUACCGGAUGGGUGUGAGAACCUAGACAUGAUCCACUCCACGGAUCUGCUCUCCAACUUCAUGGAUGCCAUCGCUGCGCUUCAGGAGCCGCUCAAGGCAUACCUCCGUGAGCAGCAGUGCUCGCCUCCAAGCUGCGUCAUAUCUGACCUGAUUCACUGGUGGACUGGUGACAUCGCAAGGGAACUUCGUAUCCCAAGACUGACCUUCAGUGGCUUUUGUGGCUUCUCGUCCCUCAUCAGGUAUAUCACUUUUCACAACAAUGUAUUUGAAAAUGUCAAAGACGAAAAUGAGCUCAUCACGAUCACGGGGUUCCCUACACCACUAGAGAUAACGAAGGCUAAAUGCCCGGGAGGUUUUUCCAUUCCUGGUAUGGAGCAAACCCGUAAGAAGUUCCUUGAAGAGGAGCUGAAAAGUGAUGGCGAGGUCACUAACAGCUAUCAAGAGCUGGAGGCAUUAUACAUUGAAUCCUUUGAGCAGACAACAAAGAAGAAGGCCUGGGCAAUCGGACCAAUGUGCCUCUGCCACCGAGACAACAACACUAUGGCCACAAGAGGAAACAAGGCGUCAAUGGAUGAGGCACAGUACUUGCAAUGGCUUGAUUCAAUGAAGCCAGGCUCGGUGGUCUUUGUCAGCUUUGGCAGCCUCGCUUGCACUACACCUCAACAGCUUGUUGAGCUGGGACUGGGACUUGAAGCCUCCAGGAAACCAUUUAUUUGGGUGAUCAAAGCAGGAGCUAAGCUUCCCGAAGUCGAGGAAUGGCUCGCAGACGGGUUCGAGGAGCGUGUAAAAAACAGAGGCAUGGUCAUAAGGGGUUGGGCACCACAGCUCAUGAUCUUGCGGCACCAAGCCGUUGGAGGAUUCGUGACGCACUGUGGGUGGAACUCAACAAUAGAGGCCAUUUGUGCAGGUGUGCCCAUGAUCACAUGGCCGCACUUUGGGGAGCAAUUUUUGAAUGAGAAGCUGGUGGUGGAUGUGCUGAGAAUCGGUGUGGAGGUUGGAGUGAAAGGAGUUACAUGGUGGGGAAAUGAAAAACAGGAGAUUGUGGUUACAAGAGAUGAGGUGGAGAAAGCUGUGAGCACCCUGAUGGAUGAGGGGGCGGCUGCAGAAGAGACGAGGGUGAGAGCAAAAGACUGCGCGAUUAAGGCAAGGAAGGCCUUUGAUGAGGGAGGUUCUUCAUAUGACAACAUAAGGCUACUAAUUCAAGAAAUGGGAAGCAGGACGAAUGCAUGUGGUUGAUACAGAUGGUAGUAAGUUCUCUUUUUUGGUGUAAACAAAAAAUAAAAGAGCCUGUAGUACAAAUAACAUGUUGUCAUUAUAAAGAGCCUAUAUGUCAUUGGAAAUAAUUUUAAUUAUUUUACAAAUAGCCCGCUGCUUGUAUUAGGCUCGCUGUUGGGGUCGCGAUUGUUUAGAGAUUAAACGAGGAUCCGAAUGACAGCAAUAUCAAUUGUUUACGCUGCUGUGUGGUUUCAUGUUAGUCAACAUAAUGAUUGUCUUCUUCUCCAGAUGUUAUGCUCUCCUUUGCAUUUUGCUACCACUUGCUCCUCAGAGCUAAAUAAGGGUUCGAAAGGAGAGCAAAAAAAAUGAAAUACACUGUAUGCACAUUAUCAAACUGAAACUAAAAGUAAGAGAUGCUUCGAGGUGAAUAAUCAAAGAAAGAGAAGGAAAUGGAACUCAAAUAACGCGCAUAUGACAUCAGAAUUUUAUGUUCGACUUAGUAGUGUGGAAAACAUGAAAUUUCAAGGAUCUCUCCAAGGAAAUUAAAAGAGGUAAGAAUCACCGAAAACAAGGUUUUCUUGUACUGUUUAUAUGAAAAGUAGCUAAAUGGUCAAGCGCAAGACCGGAGAGCAAAUCUAUUAUUUUGAACGUGCUGAUUGAUGCUCCUAGUUCCCAAAAUCAAUCUAGCAACCAGAGGCACAAAGAGGUCUGAAUAAGUUCAAAGAAACCAUUUUGUAAUAAAAGCAUAUAGAAAGAUGACUUCCAUAGAAAGAGUCAAG
Molecule: messenger RNA, 2256 nt
Organism: Hordeum vulgare subsp. vulgare (domesticated barley)
Lineage: Eukaryota; Viridiplantae; Streptophyta; Magnoliopsida; Poales; Poaceae
Product: UDP-glycosyltransferase 73D1-like
Exons: 2
Coding region: 8-1498 (496 amino acids)
Molecular function (GO): UDP-glycosyltransferase activity
Source: RefSeq, a predicted model, not a curated record